AUGUCCCGUCAACCUUGGCACCCUCCACGAGGCUUGCAGCCGAACAUGCCAAUGAAGCCAGAAUAUUAUCUUGUCGACACACAAUGUAUCCUAUGUGGGGACCCUUUAUACGACGCCAAGGGCGUGUGGCGUGCCCAAUAUCGAGCCCUCUAUCGAGAUGCUGGAUCCAUCAAACUGAGUGGAAUCGGCUACAGAAAGAAUUCCAACCCUCUCAAGGUUCCCAUAAACCCCGAUAGGCGCUGGGACACCAUGGGAGACGAUUUCUGCACGGUGUCUGAACUGCCGUGUUGGCCACGAAAUCUAUUCUUCUUCCAUGAAAUAUGCUGGCAGAGGUUGGGAGAGCAUAUCGCAGAGGACAAUGUUGAUUACAAUGACCUUUACGAUGUACUUAAAAGACUUCCAUUUCCGGCCGAAGAUGGUGCUUCGUCGUAUUUCAACUACGCGGACGGUAUCGAGCCGUAUCAGGCACCUCUCCUGAUACACCUUCUACAAUCCAAGCGAGAACAGCCUAGAUGCGCAGCUGAAUUACAGAACAAGCUCGACAGAAGCUACAAUGCAACUGACUACUUUAGACAGCUCCCUGUCGAGCUGAUCGAGCUACUCGGAGGCUAUCUUUCAACGCGGGAUUACCUUAACAGCCGUUUUGCAUCACGAUCCAUGGGCAUCCUCUUUCAUAAACAGGGAUUCUGGAAAACGCGAUUCGAUGUCAAUGGGGAACGUGGAUUUUUGAACUAUCUCGUCAAGAAUCAUCAGAAUCUGGAUUUCGAUUGGCGACUGCUAUAUCACAGCACAUGUAGACUGCGAUGCAGUCGGUUUUUCGACAUAACGAUCCGACUUUGGGAGAUCAACCGAUGGAUAAGAGAGGCAUUAAUCUGCAAGUCCAGAGGCACAUUCGCAUCAUUUAUGGACUUUGGCGGACGUGCCUUACAGUACUAUCAUAAUACCAUGUGGCCGGAGACCAAGUAUCGACAAACCAUCAGGAUCCCACCAGAUCUUAUUAAAAUCGGGGUUUCGGCAUUUAUGGAGCUCGGCGAGUCGGCGGUCACCAUCCGAGGCCUUGAGCUGAUUCGAGCCAGUGGGCCGAACAUACUUCUGGGGGAAAGAAUUCCCGGAUCGUUGAUGAUUGUAGAAGAAGUAGACGACCACGGUGGUGGCCGACCCGAUUGGGCUGAUGACCAUCACACUAGCUACCGCUUCCCGGGAGUUGAGGUGAUAUUAGACGCGCAAGAGCUACGGGGUUUCAUGAUCACGAACACCGUGACUGGGCGACUUAACCAUUUGCAAUUGAUCCGACAAAAUGGUUUCUCGGAGCCUAUUGGUCUCUGUUAUCUCAAUGGCGCUAGGUAUGUAUUCCAAAUGGAUAAUAUUGUCAACUUAAUCGUGGAGUUUGACGUCAAUAUGAAUCUCAGACAAUUGGGCAUUCAGGGUUUUAAUAGUAAUCCAAAGGCAAAAGAAUGGGAGAGGGAUGGCUAUUACAAGCCCAUGUAUGAUGAUGACGACGAUGAUGAUGUUGUUGUUGAUGAUGAUGAUGAUGAUGAUGAAGAUGAUGAUGAUGAUGAUGAUGGAUGA
Molecule: messenger RNA, 1569 nt
Organism: Aspergillus niger
Lineage: Eukaryota; Fungi; Ascomycota; Eurotiomycetes; Eurotiales; Aspergillaceae
Exons: 4
Coding region: 1-1569 (522 amino acids)
Molecular function (GO): protein binding
Source: RefSeq, a predicted model, not a curated record